AUGCCGGUUACAGUGGGAGUUCUCGCCCUACAAGGCGCAUUCUUUGAACACGUCCAGCUGUUGAAAAAGGCUGCUGAGCAGGAGUCCCUGGCUGGAUGGGAGUUUAUUGAAGUCCGCACCCCACAGGAACUCGCGCAGUGUGACGGAUUGGUCCUGCCUGGUGGAGAGAGCACCACUAUGUCUCUUAACAAAGGAAAAGGCGGCUUGACAGAUGCUAAUGUGGCAACUAUAGGGGUGCAUCGCAAGCCAGUCUGGGGUACUUGCGCUGGGUUGAUCUUGCUGGCUGAAUCGGCGAACAAGACGAAGAAGGGUGGCCAAGAACUCAUCGGUGGUCUCGAUGUCCGCGUCAAUCGCAACCACUUCGGUCGACAGACAGAAAGCUUUCAGGCUCCAUUGGAGCUACCAUUCCUAGGCCAAGGCGCAGCACCCUUCCCAACGGUCUUCAUUCGCGCGCCUAUCGUUGAGCGGAUAUUGCCCCACCACAAGGGCAUCCAAACCGAGGAAGUCAACUUGGAAGAGACAGUCGUUGCGCCAUCGCGUCAAGCCAAGGGGCCCGCCGCUGAGGCUGCCACGGCCGAUCACGUCGAGGUGCUGGCCACCUUAUCCAGGCCGGCUUCGGUGAUCGCUACCCAGGGUCGAGAUCUCAGCCCUGAAAAGGAACUCGGUGACAUCGUGGCGGUGCAGCAAGGCAAUGUGUUCGGAACCAGCUUCCACCCCGAACUGACCGGAGAUGCGAGAAUCCAUGCGUGGUGGCUGCGCCAGGUGCAGGCGGCCGUUCUCCGAAGAAACAAGCUGGGACAAUAG
Messenger RNA from Penicillium manginii, 804 nucleotides. RefSeq names its product pyridoxal 5'-phosphate synthase subunit PdxT. The record is from RefSeq and is a predicted model, not a curated record. Gene Ontology annotation, molecular function: glutaminase activity. The coding region runs from base 1 to 804 and encodes 267 amino acids. Lineage: Eukaryota; Fungi; Ascomycota; Eurotiomycetes; Eurotiales; Aspergillaceae. Gene Ontology annotation, biological process: pyridoxal 5'-phosphate biosynthetic process; pyridoxine metabolic process. Gene Ontology annotation, cellular component: glutaminase complex; cytosol. The transcript has 2 exons.